Anopheles nili is the source of this 2321-nucleotide messenger RNA. Its product is annotated as solute carrier family 35 member F4. The record is from RefSeq and is a predicted model, not a curated record. NCBI's taxonomy places the organism in Eukaryota, Metazoa, Arthropoda, Insecta, Diptera, Culicidae. Bases 1 to 2070 code for a protein of 689 amino acids. The transcript is spliced from 8 exons.
AUGGUAGAGAACGCCAUGACUCGGGACAGCGAAAUACCGGCCAUCUUCAAUCCGAAACGCGUCCGUGCUCCCUCUGUCGUCGUGACAGGAGACUCCCCAAAUGGACCCUUCGGAGGUUUCACGAACAACGUGCCACAGAUCACGCACUCAGAUUCGGUGACCUCGAGCCAGCACGAUGGCCAGGACAGUCUGAUCGGCAUUACGGUGACCGGUGGUGGUUGUGACACGCCAACCUCACAACCACACGCACUUCUCGGUGGUGGAGUCGGCCUCACGGGCAGCGGAGUCUCGGGCUCUGCCAGUGCGAAUCCUGCCUCGUCGAGUCCUCCAUCUACGUCACGGCUUAAGGCAUGCCGUGCGUCGUGCUGCUCGGAGUUGGCGCAGAAGAUGUACUUCGGCGUAUGCGUGACGGUCCUUGUGACCGCCUCGUGGGUGGGUGCCACACAUUGCAUCAAGUUCUUGUACCUGCGCCGUAACACCUACGCUUCCACGCUGCCACCGCAUCUGACCGCGUUCAUCACCGACGGCACGUUGGAUGCUGGCGUGGCCGGUUCGGCACCGGACCAAAACUCAACCUCGGCGAUGAUCGUGCACGGGUUUGGACCAACGUCGUCCUUCUUGCCGUCGACCGCCAAACCGAUCAUUACCUCUGACCGCGUGCAACCCCCGAUCACGUCACACGUCUUCAACGCGCCCUUCUUCGCGUCCUGGUUCUGCACCAACUUUGCGAUCCUCUUCUUCCCGAUCUACAUCCUCGGGCGGGUCGCAAUCAAGAAGUGCGACGGUACGGGCGAGGUGUUGGGCGAGAUCCUGCGGGGCUUCCGGGAUCGGGGCUUUACGAUCGGGCGCUUCCUGAACCGCUGCCUCACGUUCUGCAUCCUGUGGCUGCUCACCACCUAUCUGUACGCGCUUUCGCUCAAAGCCCUGCUGGCCACAGACGUGAUGGCGCUGUUCGCGACAAACGUCGCCUGCGUGUACUUGCUGGCCUGGGUGAUACUGCAGGAGCAGUUUGUCGGCGUGCGGAUCGUAGCUGUGAUACUGUGUGAUACGGGUAUUGCACUGCUAGCUUACAUGGACGGCAUUACGGGUAGCCCGACGCUGGGCGGAGUUGUGCUGGCGGCUCUGGCCGCGGCCGGGUACGCCGUCUUUAAGGUGAUGUUUCGCAAGGUGAUGGGUGAUCCACCCGUCGGUCAGAUUGCGUUCACCUUCUCGAUCAUUGGAUUCCUCAACGCGGCCAUCCUGUGGCCCGUCUGCAUUGCGCUCUACUUCACCGGUGCCGAAAUUAUGCCCUGGGAAACCCUUCCCUGGGUUGUGCUGCUGAUGGCCAGUGUGCUAUUACUCGUGUUUCACAUCCUCACUCAGUUCAGCAGUGCCGUAACGUACAACAUGUUCGUCACCCUGGGACUCAUAACGGCUGUGCCCGUCUCUGCCGCACUCGACAUCGUGCUGUAUGGGGCGCAAUUUGCCGGCAUGAAGCUGGCCGGUAUCAUAUUGAUAGCAGUCGGCUUCUUUCUGGUGAUGUUUCCGGACAAUUGGCCCGAUUACAUCACCCGUUUGCUGCGAAAAACUGGUCGCGCAUUACUAAGAAACCAAUGUUGUUGUGAUACUGCUGAUAAUGAUUACGAAAAUUCGAAAUAUCAUCUUGUUGGGUCACAACGCGAGAUGGGGUCGUCAUCCACGAAGCGGAACUCCAUCCCAGCAUCGCGACGUCAUCGACUAUCGGACGGGCUACAUUCGAUCGCAUCUUCGCUCUCCCUCUGGCCGGGUGAGAUGACCGACUUGCAGCAGCAGCAACAGCAGCAUCAUUUGCAGCACCAGCAAAGCCUGCAGCACUUUCAGCACAUCCUUCGCAACGAUAGUAGCAGCGAUUUUGUUGGGUUAAAUCCGCACGCGAAACUGCGCCACUACUCGCUGACCGAAAUGACAACCAACUUCAUCCGUAAACCUGGUUCGAUCAGGCUCAGUCCCGGCUUGGGCACUAGAAGCGGACCCAACUCUCUGACCGCUACAUCUAGCCAUCAUUAUCCAUCACUGAACGGACGCAGCAGCUCGUACGGCUCGUUGGAGUGAAUGGUUCUCGUGGUUCGACAGGUUCGAACACAUCAUACUCAAGACAAUCUCAAGUAGCUGCGAUAAUCUUCAGUUAUUAUUUUAGGAGCCAUGCGUCCAAUGCGUAUCACGUGUUUAGAGCAAAAGGAUUUUAGAAGGCACGUAAAGAUUGUUUUUGAUUUCUCAAAGAUCUUUCACAGCAAUAGUUUCUUUAGAAUGCAAAGCAUUUUUAGGUUGAUGCGAAUGCUCCGAAUUCCAGUUCAUGAUGAUAA